Messenger RNA from Colletotrichum siamense, 1338 nucleotides. It is a transcript of the gene rhgB, whose product is annotated as putative rhamnogalacturonase B. Gene Ontology annotation, biological process: carbohydrate metabolic process. The record is from RefSeq and is a predicted model, not a curated record. NCBI's taxonomy places the organism in Eukaryota, Fungi, Ascomycota, Sordariomycetes, Glomerellales, Glomerellaceae. The transcript is spliced from 4 exons. Bases 1 to 1338 code for a protein of 445 amino acids. Gene Ontology annotation, molecular function: polygalacturonase activity.
AUGAAGUUCGCUUCCCUUUCACUCCUUGCGCUGGGCGCUAUUCUCCCGGGCUGGGCCGCCGCCGAGCUCUCCGGUACCGUCGGGCCAUCCACCACGCGUGAAGCCAAGGCGGCCAAGAAGACAUGCAACAUCACCAGCUACGGUGCCAAGACCGGUGCCACUGGUGACAUCGGCGCCGCCCUUAAGGCUGCCUGGGAUGCCUGCAAGACUGGCGGAGAGAUCCUGAUUCCGUCCGGAGAAUGGGGCAUGAGCACUUGGCAGACGCUCUCUGGCGGUUCUGGUGUCUCGAUCAACCUCGAGGGUACCAUCUACCGCACCGGCACUGCUGGUGGCCACAUGAUCAUUGUUCAGAAGUCCACCGAUGUUGAGUUCUACAGCGGCAACUCCAAGGGUGCCAUGCAGGGCUAUGGAUACGAAUUCCACAAGCAGGGCAAGGGUGUCUAUGGACCCCGUCUCCUGCGCUUCGUUUCCGUCACCAACUUCAGCGUGCAUGACAUUGCUCUCGUUGACUCGCCCGCUUUCCACAUCAUCUUGGACACCUGCACGAACGGCGAGGUCUACAACAUGAUCAUCCGCGGAGGAAACGAGGGUGGCCUUGACGGUCUCGACUUGAUGGCCUGCACCAACGUCCACGUUCACGAUGUCGAGGUUACCAACAAGGACGAGUGCGUCACUGUCAAGAACAAGUCCAGCCACAUUCUUAUCGAGGACAUCUUCUGCAACUGGUCUGGUGGCUGUGCUAUCGGCUCCCUCGGCGCCGACACCGCCAUCUCCGACAUCACCUACCGCAACAUCUACACCGUCAACUCCAACCAGAUGAUGAUGAUCAAGAACAACGGCGGUGAUGGUGUCUUCCAGAACUCUCGCUUCGAGAACUUCAUCGGUCACGGCAACGCCUACUCCCUCAAGAUCGACUCUGCCUGGGCCGGACAGAGCAAGGUCUCGGGUAGCGGUGUCGAGUACAAGAACCUGACCUUCUCCAAUUGGAAGGGUACUGCUGCCAACGGUGCUUCUCGCGGCCCCGUUGUCGUUCUUUGCGCUGCUGCCGUCCCCUGCGAGAACAUCGACGUCUCCAGCAUCAACAUCUGGACCGAUGCUGGCUCGUCCAUUGUCGACAAGUGCGAGAACGCCUUCGGCUCUGGACACUGCCUGCGCACCGGCUCCGGCACCUACACCAGCACCGCUACCACCAAGACUGUUGCCAACUACGAGGCCACCACUAUGCCUGGCCAGAUCACUGCCGGUCUUGGUCUCUCGACCUCCAUCGACAUCCCUGCUCUGCCCACCACCUUCUUCCCUGGCCAGAAGCCCAAGACCGCGCUGCUGGGCUCUGCCUGA